GCAGGCGGUCCCGGCGAGGCGGGAGGAGGCUGGGGCCGAGGGAGGGUCUUCGCCCUCCCCCCACCCCCAGCCUUGUUUCCGGAGCCAGCGCUGGAGCUUUGUGAAGAUGCAGGCGUCGGGGCUGCUCGGCGAUGAUGACAUCAUCGUGUCACACACAGGAGCCCGCGGCCGAGGGGUUUAGGAGAAGAGCCGAUCGGACCUCACCGGUGCUCAGGCUCCCACUCUCGGCCCCGGGCAGAGCCGCGCGCACACUUGGGCGCGCGCCGGCCACCCUUGCGCGCACACAUCCGCGGCGCUCGCCCACCGGGCCCGGGCUGCUCCUCGCCGCCGCCACCACGGAUGCCCGCAGCUGGUCCCCUCUGCAGUGCAGCAGCCCCGGCCGCCGGCCGGCCCGCCCCGGGCUCCCGGCUGGAGGAUCGCGCCAGGACGCUGGCCCCGCUCGCAGCUAGCCUGCGCGCCAGGGCACAGCGACGAUGGGAGGGUCGCAGUCCCUGCAGCCAGCCCCAGCCAGCGACCUGAACCAGGAGGCUUCCGAGGCAAUGAGCUCGGACUCUGAAGAAGCAUUUGAGACCCCGGAGUCAACAACUCCUGUCAAAGCUCCACCAGCCCCGCCCCCACCACCCCCUGAAGUCAUCCCAGAACCCGAGGUCAGCGCACAACCACCCCCGGAAGAACCAGGAUGUGGUUCUGAGACGGUCUCCGUUCCCGAUGGCCCCCGGAGUGACUCGGUGGAAGGAAGUCCUUUCCGUCCUCCGUCCCAUUCCUUCUCUGCCGUCUUCGAUGAAGACAAGCCGAUAGCCAGCAGUGGGACUUACAACUUAGACUUUGACAACAUCGAGCUGGUGGAUAACUUUCAGACCUUGGAACCUCGCGCCUCCGACGCUAAGAAUCAGGAGUGCAAGGCGAACACGCGGAGGAAGUCCACGGAUUCUGUCCUGAUCUCCAAGUCUACGCUGUCCCGCUCCCUUAGCCUGCAAGCCAGUGACUUUGAUGGUGCUUCUUGCUCAGGCAAUCCCGAGGCCGUGGCCCUCGCUCCAGAUGCGUACAGCACGGGUUCCAGCAGUGCUUCCAGCACCCUUAAGCGAACUAAAAAGCCGAGGCCGCCUUCCUUAAAAAAGAAACAGACCACUAAGAAACCCACAGAAACCCCCCCGGUGAAAGAGACGCCCCAGGAGCCAGCCGAGGAGAGUCCUGUUGCCAGUGAGGAGAAUCUGGCGUCUGAGACAAAAACAGAAUCAGCCAAGACGGAAGGUUCUGGCCCAGCCUUAUCGGAGGAGACACCCCUAGAGCCUGCUGCUGUGCCCAAAGCUGCCUGCCCCCUGGACGCAGAGAGUGCAGAAGGGGCCAUCCCCCCGGCUUCCGGAGGAGGCAGAGUGCAGAACUCGCCACCCGUCGGAAGGAAAACGCUGCCUGUUACCACGGCCCCAGAGGCAGUGGAGGUGACCCCGUCAGAUAGCGGGGGGCAGGAGGACUCCCCAGCCAAGGGGCUGUCAGUGAGGCUGGAGUUUGACUAUUCUGAGGACAAGGGUAGUUGGGACAACCAGCAGGAAAACCCCCCUUCUACCAAAAAGACAGGCAAAAAGCCGGUUGCCAAAAUGCCCCUAAGGAGGCCAAAGAUGAAAAAGACACCCGAGAAACUUGACAACACUCCUGCCUCACCUCCCAGGUCCCCCGCUGAACCCAAUGACAUCCCUAUUGCUAAAGGUACCUAUACCUUUGAUAUUGACAAGUGGGAUGACCCCAAUUUUAACCCUUUUUCUUCCACCUCAAAAAUGCAGGAGUCUCCCAAACUGCCCCAACAAUCAUACAACUUUGACCCAGACGCCUGUGACGAGUCUGUUGACCCCUUUAAGACGUCCUCUAAGACCCCCAGCUCACCUUCUAAAUCCCCAGCUUCCUUUGAGAUCCCAGCCAGUGCUAUGGAAACCAAUGGAGUGGAUGGGGACGGGCUGAACAAGCCCGCCAAGAAGAAGAAGACGCCCCUGAAGACUGACACCUUUAGGGUGAAAAAGUCGCCAAAACGGUCUCCUCUCUCUGAUCCACCUUCUCAGGACCCUACUCCAGCCGCCACACCAGAAAGCCCACCAGUCAUCUCCGCGGUGGUCCAUGCGACAGACGAGGAAAAGCUGGCGGUCACCAGCCAGAAGUGGACAUGCAUGACGGUAGACCUGGAGGCUGACAAACAGGACUACCCGCAGCCCUCAGACCUGUCCACCUUUGUCAACGAGACCAAAUUCAAUUCACCCACGGAGGAGUUGGAUGAUUACAGAAACUCCUAUGAAAUCGAAUAUAUGGAAAAAAUUGGCACCUCCUUACCUCAGGACGAUGACGCCCCGAAGAAGCAGGCCUUGUACCUUAUGUUUGACACUUCUCAGGAGAGCCCCGUCAAGUCUCCUCCCGUCUGCGUGUCGGAGUCCCCGACGCCGUGUUCAGGGUCAAGCUUCGAGGAGACUGAAGCCCUUGUGAAUGCUACGGCAAAAAUCCAGCAUCCGGUCACACGAGGGCUGGCCCCCAACCAAGAGCCACACUUGCAGGUGCCGGAGAAACCCUCCCAGAAGGAGCUGGGGGCCAUGACCUUGGGCAACCCCUCAGAGGCGAUCGAAAUUACAGCUCCCGAGGGUGCCUUUGCGUCUGCUGACGCCCUGCUCAGCAGGCUCGCUCGCCCCGGCUCCCUCUGUGGUGCACUUGACUACCUGGAGCCCGACUUAGCAGAAAAGAACCCCCCAGUAUUCGCUCAGAAACUCCAGGAGGAGUUAGAGUUUGCCGUCAUGCGGAUAGAAGCCCUGAAGCUGGCCAGGCAGAUUGCGCUGGCUUCCCGCAGCCGCCAGGACGCCAAGAGAGAGGCGGCUCACCCAACAGAUGUCUCCAUCUCCAAAACAGCCCUGUACUCCCGCAUCGGGACCGCUGAGGUGGAGAAACCUGCAGGCCUCCUGUUCCAGCAGCCCGACUUGGACUCCACACUCCAGAUGGCCAGGGCAGAGAUCAUAACGAAGGAGAGAGAGGUGACGGAGUGGAAAGACAAAUACGAAGAAAGCAGGCGGGAGGUGAUGGAAAUGAGGAAAAUAGUGGCCGAGUAUGAGAAGACCAUCGCUCAGAUGAUAGAGGACGAACAGAGGGAGAAGUCGGUCUCCCACCAGACGGUGCAGCAGCUGGUCCUGGAGAAGGAGCAGGCGCUGGCUGACCUGAACUCCGUGGAGAAGUCUCUGGCCGACCUUUUCAGGAGAUACGAGAAGAUGAAGGAGGUCCUGGAAGGCUUCCGCAAGAACGAAGAGGUGCUGAAGAGGUGCGCGCAGGAGUACCUGUCCCGAGUGAAGAAAGAGGAGCAGAGGUACCAGGCUCUGAAGGUGCACGCAGAGGAGAAACUGGACAGGGCCAAUGCCGAGAUCGCCCAGGUCCGAGGCAAGGCCCAGCAGGAGCAGGCCGCCCACCAGGCCAGCCUGCGGAAGGAGCAGCUGCGAGUGGACGCCCUGGAGAGGACGCUGGAGCAGAAGAAUAAAGAGAUAGAGGAGCUCACGAAGAUUUGUGACGAACUGAUUGCCAAGAUGGGGAAAAGCUAACUCUGAACCAAAUGUUUGGACUUGACCGUUGCGUGCAAUAUGACCGUCGGCACACUGCUGUUCCUCCGAUCACGUGGACAGGUUCUGUUUUCACUUUUUCGUAUGCACUACUGUAUUUCCUUUCUGAAUAAAGUUGAUUUGAUUGUAUGCAGUACUAAGGAGACUAUCCGAACCUCUUGCUAUUGGUUUGCAUUUUCCUAGUAUAAUUCAUAGCAAGUUGACCUCAGAGUUCCUGUAUCAGGGAGAUUGUCUGAUUCUCUAAUAAAAGACAAAUUGCUGGCCUUGGCCUUGCCCUUUGUACACAAGUCCCCAGGGUGAGCAGCUUUUGGAUUUAAUAUGAACAUGUACAGCGUGCAUUGGGACUCUUGCCUUAAGGAGUGUACACUUGAUCUGCAUUUGCUGAUUUGUUUUUAAAAAAAAAUGCAUGUUUCAAAUAAAAUUCUCUAUUGUAAAUAAACUUUUUUCUUUGGAUCUUGGCAAUAA
Molecule: messenger RNA, 4040 nt
Organism: Propithecus coquereli (Coquerel's sifaka)
Lineage: Eukaryota; Metazoa; Chordata; Mammalia; Primates; Indriidae
Gene: TACC2
Product: transforming, acidic coiled-coil containing protein 2
Exons: 17
Coding region: 474-3557 (1027 amino acids)
Biological process (GO): cell population proliferation; mitotic spindle organization; cerebral cortex development
Cellular component (GO): cytoplasm
Source: RefSeq, a predicted model, not a curated record